UGCGGUUUUUCAAGUGGCAAUAUUUAGAUCUCUGCCUGAGGCAAGAUUGCCUGUUGAGGCAUAAUGGCUCGAUAUGCACAGGUACAGGGUUCUGUUGCAUUGAUCACAUUGACGAAUCCACCCGUAAAUGCACUUAGUGCUGCCGUACGCCUUGGCAUCACAGAAGCGGUGACAAGAGCCCUCCGUGACCCCAAGGUGAAAUCUGUGGUCAUUUGUGGAGAAAAUGGUGUUUUCUGUGGCGGGGCAGACAUCCGUGAAUUUGCCAAGCCAAUGACUGGCCCUCCUUUGGUUCCCAUGAUCUCUGCCAUUGAGGAAGGAGACAAGCCUGUGGUAGCAGCAAUUGAAGGAAUGGCGUUUGGUGGCGGUCUGGAGCUGGCCCUUGGCUGCCACUACCGUAUUGCUCAUUCAAAGGCACGUGUGGGACUUCCUGAAGUCACCCUGGGUCUUCUCCCUGCUGCUGGGGGCACACAGCGUCUGCCUAGACUCAUCGGGUUAGCUCCUGCCCUAGAGCUCAUCACCACCGGGCGUCAUGUGACUGCUCAGGAGGCGUUGAAACAUGGUAUCGUGGACAAAGUGACUGACCAAAGUGCUCAGGACCUGGCUAUACAGUUUGCCCAGGAAGUUGUAGGCCAGCCCCUGCUGCCCCGCAAGCUGAGCACACAGCUGACUCCGUGCCCUCCAGAUGUUGAUACCAUCCUGGACGAGGCCAUGGCCAGAGUGAAGCAGCGGGCGAGGGGCGCCAUGGCACCAGUCGCCUGUGUCCAGGCUGUGAGGGCAGCUGUCAACUUACCCUACCAGGCUGGCAUGCAGAAGGAGCAGGAGCUGAUGGCCUUCCUGUUCCGUUCCAGCCAGGCCCGUGCCCUGCAGUACUGCUUCUUUGCCCAGAGGGCUGUUGGAAAAUGGAGUCUUUCCAGCGGGGCUCACAGUGGCAACAGCAAGCCAAGGCCUGUGACCAAGGCAGCCGUCAUUGGCCUUGGCACCAUGGGAAGGGGCAUCACUGUGGCUCUUGUGAAGGCUGGGCUCUCCGUUGUAGCGGUGGAGACGAACAAGAAGCAAUUGGAAAUGGGGAAACAAAUGGUGUCAGCAAUGCUCAAGCACGACGCUCAGAAAAUGAACGCCGUUCCGCGCCUUGACCUUCUUCAUUACACGACAGACUUGAGCGAGCUGAAGAACACUGACCUGAUCAUCGAGGCUGUGUUCGAAGACAUGGCCCUCAAAAAGGAGGUUUUCAAGAAGCUUUCAUCUGUGUGCAAACCCGAUGCCGUCCUCUGCACCAACACCUCUGGCUUGGAUGUGGACGAGCUGGCCAGUGUGACAAAGAGGCCGGAGCUGGUGGUGGGCAUGCACUUCUUUGCCCCGGCGCACGUGAUGAAGCUCCUCGAGGUCGUCCGCGGAAGCCGCUCGUCCCCCGAGGUCAUGGCCACUGCCAUGCAUCUGGGCAAGAGGCUCGGGAAGGUCAGCGUUGUGGUGGGCAACUGUUCUGGCUUUGUGGGCAACCGCAUGCUGAGGCCCUAUCUGGACCAGGCCAACUUCCUGCUGGAGGAAGGGGCCACGCCUGAGCUGGUAGAUGGGGCCCUGGAGGAAUUUGGCUUCCCCAUGGGGGUUUUCAAAGUGUCCGACCUCUCCGGGCUCGACGUCGGCUGGAGGAUUCGGAAGGAGGCCGGGCUGACCGGGCCGAACGUCGACCCAAAAGAUCCCUCGCGGAGACGGCAGGGUCACCGAUACAGCCCUCUGCCUGACCUGGUCUGCGAGCAGGGCCGCCUGGGGCAGAAGAGCGGCCGAGGGUGGUACCUGUACGACAAGCCCGGGGGCCGAGUUGCCACACCAGAUCCAGACAUCCAUAAGCUCCUGGAGGACUACCGCGUCCGGCACGGCAUCAGACCUCGUCAAAUUGGCAGCCAGGAGGUGUUGGAGCGAUGUCUUUUCGCCCUCAUCAACGAAGGCUUCCGUGUCCUGGAGGACGGCAUGGCCACGGGGCCUGAGGGCAUCGACAUGAUCUACGUGUUCGGGUACGGCUGGCCGCGGCACAGGGGUGGGCCCAUGUUCUACGCCGCGAUGGUGGGACUGCCCAGAGUGCUGGAGAGGCUGGAGUACUACCAGCAGGUCCACCCAGACGUGCCUCACCUGCAGCCCAGCUCGCUGCUACGCAGGCUGGUGGUGAAUGGCAGCCCUCCUCUCGACAAAUGGAGGGACUUCCUCCAGAGACCCCACAGUCAACUCUGAGGUGUUGGGUCUGAGGUCAUUUUAAUCAACCAAAUCCUUUGCACUACUAACAACAACGGCGCUUAACAUUCUCAGGCAUUGUGUCAGAAUUCAGGUGUGGUUUUGAAAAUAUCUAAUAACUUCAGGCAGAUUUUUUAAUUAUUUCUUUAAUUCGGUGACCAUGGUGGAGCAGCCAUAAUGUCACUGACUGAUGGUUGGUUGACCCAGAUUUGAUUCCUGCCGUUGAGAGUCUGUCGCUUUGAAUAAAAGUGUCUGCUAAAUAUCAGUCACCUGUAAUUCAGGCAUGCUUUCAGCCAUAAUUUACAUAAUUCUAAAUGUAAAUGCAAACACUGAAAUAAAACAUUUUUCAUACUGUU
Messenger RNA from Alosa sapidissima (American shad), 2579 nucleotides. RefSeq names its product enoyl-CoA, hydratase/3-hydroxyacyl CoA dehydrogenase (gene ehhadh). The record is from RefSeq and is a predicted model, not a curated record. Gene Ontology annotation, cellular component: peroxisome. The transcript is spliced from 7 exons. Gene Ontology annotation, biological process: fatty acid beta-oxidation. Gene Ontology annotation, molecular function: (3S)-3-hydroxyacyl-CoA dehydrogenase (NAD+) activity; NAD+ binding. Lineage: Eukaryota; Metazoa; Chordata; Actinopteri; Clupeiformes; Clupeidae. The coding region runs from base 64 to 2223 and encodes 719 amino acids.